GUGUGUGUGUGUGUGUGUGAUUGUGUGUGUGUGUAGAGAGGGCAACAGACACCCAGACCUCCCUAGAAGAGGGGUUAGCAGACCCCAGGAGAGAGGAACUGGGCAGGCCCGCAGGUCAAGUGGCAGGCGCACCCACGGCCCUCAAGCGCUGCUGGGAUUGGAGUCCGGUCUCUGCCUCCCAGUGUAGGGCUCUUUGCACUGCCUUUCAGUGCAAUCCAUUCCCAUGUUUAACCACUGAACAAACGUUUUGCUGAGCACCUACUAUGUACCAGGCACAAGUCUAAAUGGGAGCCACAGGCAAUUUGGGACAGAACAGUGAGCUGUCUGAUGGGGGGGAGCACUGGGUUCUGGGGGAACCUGGGACAGGGGUCAGGGCUUGAGUCCCCUAAAUCUGGGGAGGCCAGGAUUAAUUCCUGAAGGAAGUAAGGCUUGAGCAGAGGCUGGAAGCAGAGGAGUGGGGGAGUGUUGAAGGCAGAGGAGACAGGUGACAUACAGGACGUGUUCUUGGACUUCACCUUGCUCUCAAGGUGUGGUCAGAGAAGGGUCAGCAGGAGCAGAUCCCUGUGGAUCUUGAGUCACGUUAAGGAGUUUGGGCUUUGUCCUAAAGCUGGUGUGCAGAAAUCGAAGGACUGCACGCAGCAAUAGCAAGAUUGCCUUGGUUGCAGUUUGGAGCAGACGGGAAGGUCUAGCCUGGAAACCUGCAGUACUCCAUGUGAGGAAUGAGAAGGGCCUGCACUAGACCUCAGCAGUGGAGUGGGAAAGGAGGCUGUGGCUGUCAGGGACGUCGAACAGAAUGGAGAGCUGUUGAGGAGCAACUGGAGAUGGUCACUGAGAGAGAGGGGGGCGUCUGGGGUGACUGUGGGUUAUAGAGAGAAAGCAAGUUAGAGGCAGAAACGAUACCUAGCUUUGGACAAGGUGGGUUUAUGGUGCUGUAGGAGGACAGCCCAGAGGAGAAGAGCAGAAGACAGCCGAGUGCUCGGCAGAGAGCUCCAUCCUGCGUGGAGCCUGAUAUUUUUGUACCGAGGGCGGGAUUAUUAACUACCAUUUACAGAUAAAGCUCAGAGAGAUCCAGCAGCUUGUCCAUAGUUACACGGCACUGGAGCAAGAACUUGGACUCAGAUGUGUGGAUUUCAAGUUCUGUGGUGUCCAUGACCCCCAAGUCUAGGGCUAAUUCCCCUGCCCCAGGAUGGCCCAGCUUCUGGGAGCGGAGCCGGGGAGGGAGGGGGAAACAGGUAUCUGAAUAUGUGUCUCUUCCCCAUGUGCCUUCUGCCUGAAAUUGCAUUUGCCCAGAACAUACAGGCAGGGGCAUCUCUAGGUGGCUUGGAGAUAUUGGGAGGCGAGAGAGAGAGAGAGACGUCUCUUGGUAACCACAAGCCCUCAACCGACACAGUCAGCACGGGACGUCAACAACCAUGAAGCUGGCUGUGAUGAGGCCCAGAGAGGCUGGUUCUGCUACCACAGCCACCUCAGGGGUUCAGGAACUGAGGCGCUGGGGAUCUCCCCCGCCCCCCACAUACACACACCUGACUGGCUGCUUCUGUCUUUGCAAUAUGUUCUGCACCAGAGCGAGCCUCAGUCCUAGGUGUGGCUGAAGGUUUCCACCAAUCAAAAAUGAAAUGAGCUGAGCAGGGCCACGAUGGCCCAGAAGUGAGGGGGUGUUCCAGUCCAACACUCUAGAGCGAAAGCUUGACUUAGCUCCCGUGAUCACAUCCUCAGAGAAGAGUGCCUUGGCUCCCUUCUAAAUCGGGCCUUCCCAUCUACUGCCUCCCAGGGUGGGUUGGUUGUUUGUUUUUGUGGGUUUGUUUUGGGUAUGUGUAUUUGUCUCCCCACUAGACAGUAAGCUUCCUAAGACCCAGACUGGGUCUGUUUUGUCUACUUGGCAUGUUUCCUACCUCCUGACUCAUAUUCGUCAAAUGAAUGAAAAGUGAAGGAAAUGCCCCUAAGAUCCAGCUCUGGGCCUCAAGGAAGGCUGGGCUCUGGUCUGUUUACUGAAUGUGCUCCAGCUGGCCGAAUGUCACUUUCAAUUCUGCAAGUGGUGGUGGUGGCGGAGGAGGCAGGGUACACUAACAGGUCCCCCCCACCCCCAGGAAACAGAUGGUGAGAAUGCUUAACACAUUGCUGCUUCCCUCAGCACCUCCUGUGCCCUCACCCUCCUGCACCCAGCCGCAGCCCCAGCUCCUUUUUUCCCAGGGCCGAAAUGAAAUCAGCCAGAUGGGCUCUGCUAGCCAAUUCUUCUUCCUUCUCACUCUGCUAGGAAUCUGGGGGGUGGGGGUGGGGGUGAAUGAAAAUUCUGUAUUAAGUGAAUUCUUUUCUCUCUUCUCUUCACAAACUUCCCUGUCUUCCUCCAUUCUCUUCAACUUGUACUCACACUUUCUUUUUUUUAAUACUCCAAAACCAUUUCUCAGGUUGUAGCUUAACUCACUGUACUUCAAUCCAAUAGCAACACAUUCCUACUGUGGGCCGGGCACUGGACCAGGUGGGGGGCACACAGGUGAACAGUGAACAAGACACGAACCCCGCCCUCGAGGAAUCACAGAUGAGUGGAAGAAACAGGCGUGCCAGUCCAAGUCACAGUCUCAGUGUGGAGAGAAGCUGGAGAACCAGGCCGGAGCUUGGCGAGUAGGUGGCUUUUAUGGCAGGCAGCCAGUGGGAUGGGGCUCAGGAGCCCUCCUUUCUGAAAAAGGGAAAGGCGUUCAGGUGGAGGAAAUGCGGAGGUAAAAGCACAGUUGGAAAAAGCUGUGCAUGUGUGAGCAAGGACCGUUGGGGGCAAACAUGGGAGAUACGCUGCAAAGGCAGAUGGGGGCUAUUCAUGGAGGUUCCUGAAUUUCAGGUGAAGAGGCUGAUCUGAAUCCAGUGGGCAGUAGGGAACCAUUGAAGGUUUAUGAGCUGUGGAGUAACAGCCUGGGAAGGUUAACAGGACUGAGGGCUGUGAGGAGAUGCCUGGUUAGGGGAGACAGAGGCAGGGAGACCCGUUAGAGCAGAGGGGUGGGAGGAGCCAAGUCCCCUGGGUGAUGGCUGGUGUCUCCUAACUGCCCUGCCGCCUGCGGUUGGUUUGCCUUCCCCACUUCUCUUUUUGUUUUCUGGUUUUCCCCAGUUUAAGCAAAGAAGGAAAUUCACAAACAUCAACGAGCAGCUCCCCCUUCCUGUUCCUCCUCUGCCAUGUCUUAGUAUCUGGAAUCCCUCUGUAGGGUUUGUGGCUGAGAGAUGUCUUUUUUGCUCCAUCCCUGUCUUCGGAUGCCUACCCUCUGGGUUCAGGGGGAAUGUUCCUGAGCAGUCGGUUGUCAGUAAAUCAUAGAAGUUGCCUGUCACCAAGGGACCUGCCAAAGGAGGGAGACCCUAGGGAACUACAAGACCCACACAAGUGAACAGCUAGAGAUCUGUUGAGGGUCAAAAUACUCUCCCAGCUCAGAGAGAGGGGAUCAGUGAGCCCUGUCUACCCCACACAGCUAGUAGGUGGAGAAGGUGGGUGGCCAAGGGUUUUGCUUUAGCCUCAUGCUCCAGACAUGGCGCUUGGAGAAGGAAGAGCUGGGACAUGGUCAUGGAACACGGUCUGAGUCUCCUGGAUUGGCAGUGGGGGAGCAGUCCACCCAGAGAACUCUGGGAUUUUCUCAGGGGGAGGGGGAGGAUGUGGAGUCUGGACCCCACUUUCCUCGCACCUCCAGGGCUCUGGACAGUAGUUUGUUGUCAACCUGACGUCCAUAGCACCCCCGAGGGCUCAGCGUUUCAGGGAAUUCCCAGGCCCUGCAGGAGACUCAGGAGGCUCCGGUGACCUCAUAGACCCCGUCUGGCCCUCCCCCGGGGGCGGGGCUCCAAGCGCCCGGGCUCAACCCCGGCCCCCGAGGGCCACUGAGUCCUGCACCUGCUUGGCCCCGGACGCGCCAUGGGACAACUGAUGGCCAAAUUGAUGGGCAUCUUCGGGAAACAGGAGCACAAGGUUAUCAUCGUGGGCCUGGACAACGCAGGAAAGUCCACGAUCCUCUACCAGUUCCUGAUGAAUGAGGUGGUCCAUACAUGUCCCACCAUCGGCAGCAACGUGGAGGAGGUUGUUCUGCGAAAGACCCACUUUCUCAUGUGGGACAUAGGGGGCCAAGAGGCUCUGCGCUCCACCUGGAACACAUACUUCUCCAACACGGAGUUCAUCGUCCUUGUGAUUGACAGCACGGACCGGGACCGGCUGCUGACCACUCGGGAGGAGCUGUAUAAGAUGCUGGCCCACGAGGCUCUGCGAGAUGCUUCUGUCCUGAUCUUUGCCAAUAAGCAGGAUCUGAAGGACUCCAUGACCACCGUGGAGAUCUCCCAAUUCCUCACCUUGAGUGCCAUCAAAGACCACCCAUGGCACAUACAGGGCUGCUGUGCCCUCACCGGGGAAGGGCUGCUUGCUGGGCUCCAGUGGAUGCAAUCUCGGGCCACUGCCAACUGAUGUCCCAGUCAGAGGCCAACCGGGAACUUCGGAGUUUAGCAUGGACUACUUGGGUGGAAAACCCAAGUGACUAUUUAUUACUUUUCUACGAUUCUCUGGUGGGAGCAGGGGCAGCUAUGGACAGGGAGAAGCCGCUGCCCACCUAACUCCCCACAGAGGAGCUGCUAGACUGUAUACUCUGAAUUGCCGCAGACAGGACAGCAGGUAAAGCUGCCCCUCACUCCACGGAAGCAGGCGUCCUUCUUGGAGACACAAGGAAACAUUGGGUGGAUUAGGGAGUGGAGCCUCUUCCCCUCAGUUCUGUAGGAAAAAUGGAGGGGCAGAGUAAGAGAGGCCUUUCU
Molecule: messenger RNA, 4761 nt
Organism: Myotis brandtii (Brandt's bat)
Lineage: Eukaryota; Metazoa; Chordata; Mammalia; Chiroptera; Vespertilionidae
Gene: ARL5C
Product: ADP-ribosylation factor-like 5C
Exons: 8
Coding region: 3881-4420 (179 amino acids)
Biological process (GO): intracellular protein transport; protein localization to Golgi membrane; vesicle-mediated transport
Cellular component (GO): cytoplasm; trans-Golgi network
Molecular function (GO): GTP binding; GTPase activity
Source: RefSeq, a predicted model, not a curated record